AACCGGUGUUCUUGCUCUUAUCUCUCUAUUUUCUCCUCUUACAUCUCCACUAGAAAUAUCAAAAGCAAGAAGAAGAGCGAUCAUCCACUAUGGCUGUGAUCUCGGCCCACUCCCUACACUCCCCUUUCUCAACUUCCCCACUUCUUCUUCGCUCUCCUUUCCCUUCUUCCCCUCCUCGUUCGAAACUGGCUCCAAUUUCCUGCUCUCCGUCAUCAUCAUCUCCGUCGCCUCUUAUGGCCCCACAAUCCGAAGACGGACGCAAGAGAUUCAUGGAAUUCCCUUACGUAUCGGCCCCGCACAGGGAUCUGAUGGUGGAUCUUUUUUCCGCGAUGGAGUCUCGCCUUGGCUCCUACCUCCUCCCCUGUACCCUCCCACCGGACGUCCAGUACUACCACAACCAGGGUAGCACUGCCCUUGCCUCUCUCCACAUCAGAUCCGGCCUUAAACCAUCCCCUAUUGAUUUCAUAUUGGGAAGUUGGCUGCAUUGCAAGCUACCAUCUGGAGCACUGAACAUAACAAGCCUCUCAGCUUAUCUGUCCCCUUCAACGGACGCACCAAACUUCUUAAUGGAACUUAUUCAGAGCAGCCCAACAUCUUUAGUCUUAAUACUCGACUUGCCACCACGAAAGGAUCUCGUCCUCCAUCCAGAGUAUCUUCAGACCUUUUAUGAAGACACCCAGAUAGACGAAUACCGAAAAAUACUGGAGAAAAUCCCUGAAGUACGUCCUUACUCCUCAUCGUCGCUGUACAUACGCUGUGCUGUGUCUCCUACUGCGAUUUUGGUAUGUAUAGAAACAGAACCUGGAAGAACGGAACGGAUGGAAGAGAUAGUCAGAGAUCAUGUGAGUGCGAUUGCUAAGGAAGUGUUGGGCAUAUGGUUGGAUCGGUGUGCUUGCGGAGGGAGAGAGAUGGGAGAGACUGACCGUGCUCAUUUGGCAAAGAGGGAUCGGGUGUUCAAAAGCAAGACUAUUGAGAUUGAUUUGGGCUCAAGCUUGCCGAGGUUGUUUGGGCAAGAAGUUGCAACCCGUGUUCUUGGAGCCAUGCGAGAGGUAUUUAGCAUUUGAACACCUCUUGUGAAAAUAGGACUUAGUAGUAUUUAGUAGGUUCAAAUGGUAUUGAUAAAAAAAGAAAAAAAAGAAGGGUAUUUGAUAAAUGUAAAUACCUGAAUUUAGCAAGAUAAUAGAUCAGCUCAGUCAAAUUCUUUUGCAAUGUUUAUGCCUCUCAAUGUACGGUUAACUUUAAAUGUGAUAAUUUUAUAAAAAGAGAAUGCUUGGGCGUGAA
This is a messenger RNA of Rhododendron vialii, 1281 nucleotides long. Its product is annotated as red chlorophyll catabolite reductase. The transcript is spliced from 2 exons. Gene Ontology annotation, molecular function: red chlorophyll catabolite reductase activity. Bases 90 to 1064 code for a protein of 324 amino acids. Gene Ontology annotation, biological process: chlorophyll catabolic process. Gene Ontology annotation, cellular component: chloroplast. The record is from RefSeq and is a predicted model, not a curated record. Lineage: Eukaryota; Viridiplantae; Streptophyta; Magnoliopsida; Ericales; Ericaceae.